AUGGCUCCUCCAAGCCUAACCAAGAAUGCCCUAGACCUAAUAGACCUUGUGGACGACACUUCACCACUCCCAAUAACUCUGCAUGGAACAAGCUUUCUUGCUCGUGGCCACCCUUUCCUCACUGAAGUCCCUCUAAACAUCAUAGCCGCCACCCCACCAUCACCUUUCACCAACAUCUCUUCAGACAACACUAAGACCAACAGUAACAUGAACAAGACCACGUCCUCCGGCUGCUUCGUGGGCUUCGACGUCGAUGAGCCCAAAAGUCACCACGUGGUCCCCGUCGGGAAACUCAGAGGCAUCAGGUUCACGAGCAUUUUCAGGUUCAAGGUCUGGUGGACCACCCACUGGGUUGGAACUAGCGGAAACGACGUGGAGAACGAAACUCAGAUGAUACUUCUAGACAAAAACGACUUGGGGCGCCCUUAUGUCUUGAUCCUUCCGCUCCUCGAAGGACCCUUCAGAGCCUCACUCCAACCUGGCUCUCACAACAACGACUACUACGUGGACAUGUGUGUGGAGAGUGGGUCGACACGUGUCAGCGCCUCCAGCUUCAGAUCCUGCUUGUACAUGCAUGUUGGCGAUGACCCAUAUGGUUUGGUCAAAGAGGCCAUGAAGGUGGUGAGGGUCCAUUUGGGCACAUUCAAACUCCUAGAGGAAAAAAAUGUACCAAAAAUAGUGGACAAGUUUGGAUGGUGUACAUGGGAUGCAUUUUAUCUAAUGGUGCACCCUAGAGGGGUCUGGGAAGGGGUGAAGGGCCUGGUGGAGGGUGGGUGCCCUCCAGGGCUCGUCCUAAUCGAUGACGGGUGGCAGUCGAUUUGCCACGACGAUGAUCCAGUCGGCCAAGAAGGCAUGACCAGGACAUCAGCUGGUGAGCAAAUGCCAUGCAGGCUGAUUGAUUUUAAAGAGAAUUUCAAAUUCAGAAGCUAUGAGGGUAAGAAGAAGGGUGAGGUGGGUGUGUGUAGUAAGGGCAUGGGUGCGUUUAUCAAAGACUUGAAAGAGGAGUUUGGGAGUGUAGAGAAUGUGUACGUGUGGCAUGCGCUUUGUGGGUAUUGGGGUGGGAUUAGACCUGGGACUAAUAAUCCGGAGUUUCCUGAGUGCAGGGUGAUUAAGCCCAAGUUGUCACCGGGAUUGGAGAGAACAAUGGAGGACUUGGUGGUGGACAAGAUUGUGAACAACGGAGUUGGGUUGGUUUUGCCGGAGGUGGCCCACAAGUUGUAUGAGGGGCUCCACUCUCAUCUUCAAUCGGUGGGGAUUGACGGUGUCAAAGUUGAUGUCAUACAUUUGCUUGAGAUGCUAUCCGAGGAGUUUGGUGGUCGAGUUGAGCUGGCUAAAGCUUAUUACAAGGCACUGACUGAUUCCAUGAAGAAGCAUUUCAAUGGCAACGGAGUAAUUGCCAGCAUGCAGCACUGCAAUGACUUCAUGUACCUUGGAACAGAAGCCAUAUCACUUGGACGCGUUGGGGAUGAUUUUUGGUCCGAGACCACGGGGGUAGCAGAUGGGACAUAUUGGCUGCAAGGGUGUCACGCAGUGCAUUGUGCCUACAACAGCUUGUGGAUGGGCAACAUCAUACACCCAGAUUGGGACAUGUUUCAAUCAACACACCCAUGUGCUGAAUUCCACGCUGCAUCAAGAGCUAUAUCCGGAGGCCCAAUCUACAUCAGUGACUCUGUUGGGAAGCACAACUUCAAGCUUCUUAAGAGCCUUGUGUUGCAAGAUGGCUCGGUAUUGCGAUGCCAGCACUAUGCUCUUCCUACUACGGAUUGCCUCUUUGAAGACCCUGUGCAUGAUGGGAAAACCAUGCUCAAAAUUUGGAACCUAAACAAAUACACUGGAGCAUUGGGAUUGUUUAAUUGCGAAGGAGGAGGAUGGUGCCCCAAAUCCAGGUGCAACAAAAGUGCCCCUGAGUGCUCAAAGCCUUUGACCUGCUUGUCUGGCCCAAAAGAUGUAGAGUGGAACAAUGGGAAGACCCCAAUUUCAAUCAAAGGAAUGGACAUAUUUGCUGUGUACAUGCACCAGCAAAAGAAGCUGAAGCUCUUGAAGCUUUCAGAGAAGGUAGAGAUUUCGCUUCAGCCUUUCGAUUUUGAGCUCCUCACUGUUUCUCCAGUGAGGGUUUUGCCAAAGAAGUUGAUCCAAUUUGCUCCAAUUGGGUUGGUGAACAUGUUCAACACUGGUGGUGCAAUUCAGUCGCUGGAAUUUGAGGAUGAAGAAAACUCCUCAAAUUUGGUGAGAAUUGGAGUGAAGGGUUGUGGGGAGAUGAGAGUGUUCGCUUCUGAAAAGCCAAGUGCUUGUAAGAUUGAUGGGGAGGAAGUGAAGUUUGAUUUUGUUGAUAAGAUGGUCACAGUCCAAGUGCCAUGGCCUAAUGUUAAGCUCAUAAUUUCAUAC
Molecule: messenger RNA, 2385 nt
Organism: Prunus avium (sweet cherry)
Lineage: Eukaryota; Viridiplantae; Streptophyta; Magnoliopsida; Rosales; Rosaceae
Product: galactinol--sucrose galactosyltransferase-like
Molecular function (GO): galactinol-sucrose galactosyltransferase activity
Source: RefSeq, a predicted model, not a curated record